CUUUCAAGGAGAAGCUGGACCUUCACUCGAAAGCAAUGUGUCAGGAUUAAUACAGGUUCACCAACCUACUAUCCUUAUUACUGAAGACUGAAGACUGAUGUACACACGUAACUCAUUUGAACUUGUGCGUUACUUAACAUCGUCCAAAGGUGGUCUGUCAGUUGUAGUCUCUCCACUUUUGCCAGUUUCAUUAAUAAUUCAGAGCCCGUCUAUAUCAAGCUUAUUUAGUAGACGAAAGUCAUCGAGUUCUUCGAUGGUGUUAAUGUCCAGACUUUGGAUUCGUAUGAACUGAAGAGAAUUUACGAGAAUACUAACAGCAUUGACAAGCCCAGAACAAACUACUUGUCAGGUGACCAUUGACUUUCCUAUCGAAUCACCAACUAAUGAAACUCGUCAACUAAACACGUAGUUGAAGCUUCAUCUGUUGACGCAUAUAAAAGAGAGUUGGAUCAACUGAGAGACCAUUAUCGCCAGGACUAAAACAGCCCACCCAGUCUUGUGUUUUUCCCAAGCUGAAACAGACUUUCAUUACUAAAUAAUACAGAUUUUGUUGUUGCAAUCGGUAUAUCGAUGACAACCAAUCAGUCUUCAUCUCAACCCAUUGGACAGUCAAACAAAAGCCCAAGAGAGCACUCUCAUGGUGGUCUUCCGACAUCUAGUUCAGCACCUCGUAGUCGUUUACCUGGUCAUAAUCACUCGUCCCGUGAAUCAAUAGAUUCUAUCAAUCCCGAUCAAAUGCUUUAUUAUGGGGCGAAGCAGAUAAUCAGUUUAUUUAUACCAGUGACAGUUUGUAUGUUGUUUGUUGUUGCUGUCGCUUCGACAGUUGACUUUUAUGGACAUACGGAUCAGUAUUUGUUGUAUACACCUUUUCAUACUCCAGAUGCAGAUAUUGGGACACAAACAUGGCAAACAAUAGCUAAUACUUUGAUAUUUAUGAGUGUGGUUGUCGUAAUGACAUGUGUCCUUGUUUUACUGUUCAAGUAUCAGUGUUAUAAGUUUAUUCGGGGUUGGAUAAUUAUGACGACCAUCUUCUUACUUUUCCUGAUAUCCUUCAUGUUUUUUGCUGAAGUUCUUCGAGCUAUGGGUGUAUUUGUUGAUUAUAUUACAGUAGCGUUUGCUUUAUGGAAUUUCGGUGUUGUGGGAAUGAUAGUUAUUCAUUGGCGUGGACCAUUAGUUCUACAACAAGCGUAUUUAAUAUUUAUAUCUGCACAGAUUUCAUUAAUGUUUCUAAAAUAUUUACCCAAAUGGACGUGUUGGCUUGUUUUAGCAGCGUUAAGUGUUUGGGAUAUAGUAGCUGUUUUGUGUCCAAAUGGACCAUUGCGAUUGCUUGUAGAAAUGGCUCAUGAACGACAACAACCUCUUUUCCCUGCCCUUCUAUAUUCAACUACUACAGUUUAUCUUGUCAAAAAACAUGAACCAGUUGAGAGAGUUGAAAAUGAUCAACAAUUUGUUGGAUCCACUAUUACAUGUUCUAUUGAUGCUCCGAAUGAAGCGUCAAAUGUUAAUUGUACUACACAAUCUUGUCUUACUACAUCUGAGUUGGUAGUUUCAGAUAACGAUAACCAGCCAGUGACAGAGAAUCCAAGAAACAUGUCAAAUAUUCCUAUUAAUACGUCCGGAACUGACGUAAUUGUAGUUGAUACUCCUGAUGACAAUACGAGUAAUAAUGAUGCCAAGAGUAAUAAUGGAACUAUAUCACAGGCACCUCAUGAAACAGAUACACUUGUAGCAGGUCGGCUUAAUCGUUGGCAAGAUCUGCAAGCAGAUCUAAUUGAUCGUGACUCAAAGGGUGUAAAACUUGGUUUAGGCGAUUUUGUAUUUUAUAGUCUAUUGAUUGGUCGUGCAACACUUGAUGGCGAUGCAGUCACUGUAGUCACAUGUUAUGUGGCUAUAUUAGUUGGAAUGUGUAUUACUGUUAUAGUAUUGGGAAUUACACGACAAGCAUUACCAGCUUUACCAAUAUCCAUAACAUGUGGUAUAUUAUUUUAUUUUGUCAGUUCAGCGACAAUAUCACCGUUUCUUGAGGCAACAGCAGCUGAACGUGUGUUCUUCUGAAACGAUCUAUUAUUAUAAUUAUUAUCGUUAUUAUUAUUAUUAUUGUCACCACAGCUGUUAUUAUGAUUUUUUUCUUGUUUUUAUACAAUCUUCAAUGUUACCGUUGACUUGGAAUACUCAUUCAUGAUUUAUCAUCUGUUAUUUCUAUGUUUAAUAUUCAACUUUUAAUUGUGAAUUUUAGGUCCAAAAUUAUAAUGAUAAGUUCUCAAAGGAUUUUUAUUCAAUAAUACAAGUAUUUUAAGAUAAAAACAUGUCUUGG
Molecule: messenger RNA, 2314 nt
Organism: Schistosoma haematobium
Lineage: Eukaryota; Metazoa; Platyhelminthes; Trematoda; Strigeidida; Schistosomatidae
Gene: PSEN1
Product: Presenilin-1
Exons: 10
Coding region: 571-2055 (494 amino acids)
Biological process (GO): amyloid-beta metabolic process; protein processing; calcium ion transport
Cellular component (GO): nucleus; ciliary rootlet; cell cortex
Molecular function (GO): aspartic endopeptidase activity, intramembrane cleaving
Source: RefSeq, a predicted model, not a curated record